Molecule: messenger RNA, 4167 nt
Organism: Ostrea edulis (European flat oyster)
Lineage: Eukaryota; Metazoa; Mollusca; Bivalvia; Ostreida; Ostreidae
Exons: 5
Coding region: 256-924 (222 amino acids)
Cellular component (GO): nucleus
Source: RefSeq, a predicted model, not a curated record
GGAUUUCUCGAAAAAAUCUCAAAUCUUAAACUCAGUUUCAACUUAAGUUUGAGUUUUUGUCUUAGUUGAGAUUUUGCUCAAAUUGCAUUUCUCAAAACGAUCUUAGUAAAAUCUCAGCUGAGUUAAUCUUAUUGCUCAGCUGAGUUUAUUCCUCACGACACUAAGCGGCCCGUCUGUCAAAAAACGUAACAUCCGCACAGCUGUAUCUUUCGUAAACAAAUCGUCUGCUUGUCUUCUGCCGCGUAUAACGUCAAGAUGGAGGACUUUCCUAAAGCACGGAAACCAAAUUGGACCGAGAGAGAGCGUUUGGCCUUGGUGGAGGCGGUCCGAUGCAGAGAGGACCGCCUUUUCGGUAAAAUGAAGGGGGCAGGGGGAGUGAAGAACUCUCGUGUGAAGGAAUCGGCGUGGGAGGAAGUCGCUCAAUUCGUCAAUGCACAAUCUGAAACCAGUCAAAGGGGGAUUGAAGAGGUGAAGAAGCAGUAUUCAAACCUAAAACAAAGAGCAAAGGAGAAAGCGGAUGCCAUCAGGAGACCGGCAACUGGUGGAGGACCAAAGCCUCCCUCGCCCACUCCAGUGGAGGCAGAAAUUAUUGUUGGAAUGGGGGACAGGCCUACAUUGUGUGGUCUGUCUGGAGGACAUGACACAGAGGAAGUGAUACUUUACUCUGUGCCAAAUGAGGUGCCACAGCAACAUACUUACUCAUCUGAGAUUGCCUCCACAUCCAGUUCCAGUGCAACAGUGAACUGUCAGGUCAUUGACUUGGGUCCAACACCAUCCACAUCAAAGAGACGGAAGACGAUGGAGGAAGAAGAGAUUUUAACCCUUCGGGCAGAAAGGGAGGCUUACCAAACAAAGACAGCAUACUAUAAAAUGAAAAUGAAAAUUUUGCAAUCUAAAAUGGACAAGGCAUGUUCAGAGCAGUAGGCAUUUUGUUUUUACUCUGUUUCUCCCUCUUCUUUUUCUCCCCAAUACUUUUUUGUCUGGGAGUGUUCUCAGAAAGUGCUCAAGCACACGAAGUAGUUAAAAUGUAUUACACGUCUUUUGUAAAUCUUCUUCUGAAGAACAACUAUUCCCAUUUUCAAUCAAAAGUGGCAUAAAUCAUCCUACAUUGAAGGCAAAAAUAGGUUAGGAUCAUUUGAAAAUCUUCUCAAGAACCACUGGCCCAGAAAAGUUGAAAUUUUUAUGAAUGCUUCCUAACAUAGUGUAGAUUCGAGUUCGUUCAGAUCAUGGUAUUUUUGGGUAGUGUAGGACCAAAAUAGUGUAUCAAAGUUUUUCAAUGGUGAUGUAUAGGAUUACUCUUAUAAAAAUCUUCUCAAGAACAACAGGGCCACUAAUCGUAUUGAUAUGUGACAAGACCUGUCUUUUGGUACCAAAGCUUGUGAGUGAUGUGGCCUUUGGGCAUCUUGUUCAAUGAAAUAUCUUUUGAAAGUUAUAUCUUGGGAUAUAUAUUAACAGUUUCAAUUGAUUUACAUGGUCAAAAUGAUCAAUCUGUAUGCACAUGUGCUUUGCUAUGAUUGGCAGAUAUUUAGAUAAUCGAUAAAUUCCCUUUUGAAACAAAAAUGGAAUGAUAUAGACAUCAUAUGUUCAUACUAUAACAACUGUAUAUGUAAAAUGAUUUGUUGUGCUGAAGCACAAUGGCACCACUUCUUUAGUGGUGAUGGGAGAUUGGGGAACAUCCAUAACGAUCUCCGUUACAAUUAGAACUAGUUAUUUUUUGUUUCUGUUGUGAUUCACAGGGUUGGUAUAUAUUCUGUGUACAUGUAUGUGUAGAACAGUAAAAUAAUAUUCGAGAGUAAGAGUUUACAAGUACAUUACGAAUACUAUUUAGGAUUUCUUCAUAUUCCAUACUUUUUCCGUCUCUUUGAUGUAGGUGUUGGCAUUGCUAGAUCAUUUUCCUAUUAACAUAUAUAUGGGUUUCAGUAAGACUAUAUGUGUGUAAAACUUUGCCUAUUUAUGUAUAGGCAGAAUGUUAUUGUAUAUUAAAUGUUUUUGAUCUACAGUAUCAAAAUGUUGUUAUGUGGAAAAAUCUAUGGUGCUAUUAUUUUUACAAAAUUUGUAAUAGACAAGACAAUCCAGACAAGGUAUGUAGUAUGGUUGGGAAGAUAUACUUGAUUUGUACGCAUUAAUGUAAAAUAUUAUGUAUAUCAUGUUUUGAUGCAUUCCAACAUUUCAUUUUGUGAUGCAUUAAUAAGUAUUUAUAUUCAAUGAAUAUUUCAAAGGGGCAUGGAUGCAAUUUGAGCUGAGAAUUCUCAAAUUUUACUUUUCCCAUUGCUUAACUAAGGUACAGUGUAAUUUUAAUGGUCAACCAAAAUUUGAGUGUCAGUUGUUGAACAGCACUCACAAUCAUUUGUUAUGUAAACAAGACCAGAGCCAUGUUUUCGUAUACUUAUAGAUUGCUAAAUAGAUUUAUUUAUUUUAUCUUGUUUAAUGUAUCUCAAGAUAAUUUUUCACUCAUAGAAAAUAUGUUGAAAACAAAAUGAGAUGUGACAAACUCUAGAAACUGUUUAAUUGUGUUCAGAAUUAACUUGUAAUACGAAAAAUCUGCUUUAACCAAAUCUUUUACAAGUAUAUUUAAUCUAUAUGAACAAAAACAUGACACAAGCCUUGUUUACAUAACAAGGACUUGUGACCUCUGUAUCUCCCAUGUACCUCGACAACUGACAUUCGAAUUUUUGCUGACCAUUAGAAAUACCUUCAAUGUUAAACAAUGUAAACAUUGAAACUGGAAAAAUAAAAGUUUGAAAAUUUUCAACCAAAACCGUGUCCAUGCCCUUUUAAUAGUCAUCAUUUAAGAAGAAAAAAUGAUUCUAUCUUUUUUUCUGUAUACCGUCCAAACCUUUAGUAUUAGUAAUAGAUAACCUGUUUUAUUUCAAGAAAAAAAUGCCUGACAAAUAUAAUCCCUAACAUGUUUGCCAUCUCUUUGAUCCCCAACAUCAAAACUAACAUCCUCCUGGUUUACAAAUAAUUCGUCUACAUCUAAGAUAUCAUUUCUUUCAAUACCAAUGUUGUGCAAGACUGCACAGGCCAAAGUGAUACUACAUGCCUUGUCUGGAGUUGUGCGUAGGCCAGUGGACAAACAUGAAAAUCGUUUCUUAAGAAUUCCAAAAGUCUGUUCAAUGAGAACUCUUGUUUUAGCAUGGCAGUUGUUGAAUUUGACUUCUGCUGGAGUAGAGGGAACAGGAUAUGGCGUCAUAAGAUAGGGCUUGCAGGGGUAUCCUGAGUCACCAAGAAGGAAACCUUUGUAUUGUCCUGUUGAUAUAGAAAAAAAUAUAGUACAAUCAGUCUAAUGUAUUGGUACUAUCUCAAAGCCUAGAAAAUUCUUAAUGAUAUAUACCAUUGUCAAAGGCAACAGAGAUACGGCUGUCUCUAAAUAUCCUACUGUCAUGUACGCUUCCUGGCCAUUUCGCCACACAGUUUAGGAUCCUAUACUUAGCAUCACAUAUCAUCUGAAAUUGUUAUUUUAAAAGGAAUUUAAAUUAUCAUUGCAAAUCCAGAUUUAACUGUCAGUUUAUUGGACAAUAAUUUAUGUCAUAUUUGUUUGGUAAUAGUCUUCUAUGCUAUUACAUUCAAAUUAGAUGUAUGAGCUUGCAUGCAAAAUGUUUGAACCAUCAUAUAGGUUAAAUCCUGAGAUGUAUAUAGGAAGUUUUUGAAUACCUGGUUACAUGUAUUUGUAUAAUUAAUCAAAAGUUUUAAUUCAUUAUCUUUGCUAGCCAAGUGUCCGAUUUACUUACUCUCAUGAGAGUAAGAGAAUCGGACAUUUGGUAAGCGAAGAUGGUAUUUUAUGGACAUUACUCUAGUGUUUCAGUGUGUUCCUGUAUUAGCAAUAUGGUGAUAAAAUUGUUGUGUUAAAUACCACCAGGUAUUAUUUGUUAUGUUUCGCUCAUGUGAACUGCUGGCUGGUGUGAGCUUUUCAGUCUAUCUAUGUUGUCUUCAUCAUUGUUGUCAUCUUUGACAUUCCAUAUUUUGAUUGAUUGUUUGUUGUUUUUGAAAUAGUUAGCCAUUAUACAGUAGUAUUUAUUAAGCAUAAAACUUCAAGUUAUGAAAACAUGUUAUAUUGUGUAAAUUAAGACUUGUUUAACUAGUUGCCCAUCUUCACAGAUGAGCAAUGUGGCCCAUAGGCCCUGUUGUGGCAUAAAUGAAAUUAUUAAUACAUUAUCAAAAAUCAUA